Chaetomium globosum CBS 148.51 is the source of this 288-nucleotide messenger RNA. RefSeq lists its product as uncharacterized. The record is from RefSeq and is a predicted model, not a curated record. Lineage: Eukaryota; Fungi; Ascomycota; Sordariomycetes; Sordariales; Chaetomiaceae. Bases 1 to 288 code for a protein of 95 amino acids. The transcript has 2 exons.
AUGGUGCCGAAUGUCGAGGUUGCUUUUAAGGACUUUGCUGAGUUUAUUCUCAAGGUCCUCAUAAGCGAUGGGCUCGUCAGCGAUGAAUUCGUCAAAGUAUUCGUCAAAAAUGGGUUCGUUAACGACGAGUUCGUCAACGAUGAGUUGGUCAAAGAUGGCUUCGUCAAAAAUGGGUUCGUCAACGAUGUGUUCGUAAACGAUGAGUUCGUCAACCCAAGCGGCUUGAGGGUGUCAACAAGUUCGUCAAACGACGUGGCCAGCGCAGGCACGGUGACAGCUGCGUCCUGA